AUGCGGGUACCAUAUGUCUCUCGAGCACUACGACCAAGACAAAGGCAAUUGAAUAUUCUCCUCAAUGGUCAAAAACGCACAUACACAGCCGCCGUGCUUGGCGGUGGCAUCACCGGCCUCACAGCCGCCUGGCAACUCGCGCAAGACCCAACAUGCAAAAGAAUUGUCCUGUUCGAGAAAACGGACCGGCUCGGUGGCUGGAUAGACUCUGAAACAAUUCCUGUCGAUGGUGGCAAUAUCGUGUUCGAGUAUGGGCCGCGGACGUUAAGGAGCUCGCUGCCAGGGUCACUCCCUCUGCUUUACCUGGCUACAAAUCUAGGCUUGUACAAAGACCUUAUUGUUACCCCGAAGACGAGCCCCGCGGCCCAGAAUCGCUACAUCUACUACCCGGAUCGUCUCGUUCGCUUGCCGGCGCCGAAGCCUGAACUUUCUUUUGGGGAGAACUUUGACAGAUUCGUGAAUACUAUGAAGGAGCCGCUAUUUAACAAAUUCCCUUCGGGCAUAGUAAAGGAUAUCUUCGCUCCAUCCCGACACCCAACUGAAUGGGCGCAGGAUGAGUCUGUCGCGGACUUCAUCGGACGUCGUUUUGGCCCCAAUGUUGCAGAUAACCUAGUCUCCGCUGUGUACCAUGGAGUCUACGCUGGUGAUAUCGAUCAGUUGAGUGCCCAGACGCUGUUGGGUAGCAUCCGCAACCUUGAGGGAGGCAUUGGGGGCAUCGGUGGGUUUGUUUCUGGCGGAGUUACGGCGUCUCUUAUCUCCAGGUCGAUAUCCAAAACAAAAACUCGGAACAUGGAUGAUUUUAUGGCCAUAGAUGCCAUACCCGCAGGCCCUGAAUUAGUGCACCGUCAACACGAUUUAGAAGUCCUUGCAGGUGGAGCUAGUACUUUCACCUUUAAGAGGGGAGUUGGUCAGCUUAUUGCAGCAUUGAUCGCUUCAUUGGAAGCAUCCGGAAAAAUCAGCUUCCGAAUGAACACGGAGAUCAAAGCUUUGAGUCUAACUGAUGAUAAUUGGGUUGCGAUGGAUCAUCGGUCACCAGGGCACGGUGAAACCAAGACGUUUGAUUAUAAAUAUGUCAUUUCCACUAUCCCUCCAGUUUCACUUGCAAACGUCCUGCGCGAAACCAGUGAUGGAAAGGCCAGGCCUGUAGGGCUGACCCCAACUCUACUACGCAAACAGAACUACGCUGUGACGGCAAUGGUCGUCAAUCUCUAUUACUCAGACCCCAACCUUCUGCCUGUGGAGGAUGGCUUUGGAUACCUUAUACCGCGCUCCAUACCCUACGAGCAGAACCCAGAAUGUGGACUUGGCGUCAUUUUCGCCUCGUCCUCUAGUGUAGGGAACGGAACGGAUCCUGAUUCAUCUGAAGUCAAACAAGAUUCCGCACCUGGAACAAAACUCACCGUUAUGCUAGGUGGACAUUACUGGGAUGGUUUCGAAGAGUAUCCAGACCACGACACCGCAGUGAAAAUGGCCCGCGACAUGCUCAAGAGACACAUGAACAUCACUGAUACCCCAACUGUCGCACGGAGUCGUCUCCAGAAGGAUGCCAUUCCCCAGUACACAGUCGGCCAUCUGGACCGCAUGUAUAAGCUCUCGAACACAGUUCGCAAUGAGUACAAGAACCGGCUUAUUCUCGCAGGAAACUGGUAUAAUGGCGUAGGUGUGGGCGACUGUGUCAAGCAGGGUAUCCUAUCUGCCACCUACGGCAUUGGAAGAAAUCGGCUCAAUGGUGAGCCCAGUCCGUGGCGCCCGUGGACUUCCUUUGAUUAUGAACGCUGGAGACUACAGGGUGGCAUUGUGAUGCCUCCUGUUCGUCUGGUUGACUCUAAAAUCUGA
Penicillium robsamsonii is the source of this 1836-nucleotide messenger RNA. It is a transcript of the gene hem14, whose product is annotated as oxygen-dependent protoporphyrinogen oxidase. The record is from RefSeq and is a predicted model, not a curated record. Gene Ontology annotation, cellular component: mitochondrial inner membrane. Gene Ontology annotation, biological process: heme biosynthetic process. The transcript is spliced from 3 exons. NCBI's taxonomy places the organism in Eukaryota, Fungi, Ascomycota, Eurotiomycetes, Eurotiales, Aspergillaceae. Gene Ontology annotation, molecular function: protoporphyrinogen oxidase activity, oxygen as acceptor. Bases 1 to 1836 code for a protein of 611 amino acids.